Arctia plantaginis is the source of this 4767-nucleotide messenger RNA. Lineage: Eukaryota; Metazoa; Arthropoda; Insecta; Lepidoptera; Erebidae. The record is from the annotation of a GenBank genome assembly.
AUGUCCUGCCAGUCGUUAGCUGCUCGCGCGUUCGCCGAGCCAGACAAGGACAGCAUGACUCACUGCGCAAGUUUCCACAGGUCUGUGCGGUUCAGUUCGGACUCACGCAGUUCGAACAGAACCUCCAAUGAACAAGAUACGAAAAGGGAAACCCCUGGCUCGAUAUCGUUGACGGCGUUGACAGUCACCCCGGUGACGUCACAGAGCUCCGCCAUGAGCCAGUCUGCGCCGUCAGCGUCAGCUACGUACGACAAAGAUGAUGCGGAUUCGCCAUCAGUACCCUCCUGCCGCUUCCCGAAGCUGGAGGAGUGCGCGCACUUCCAUUACGAGAGGGUCUCCCUCGGGGGACUCAGUAUAGAGACUGUGCCCUGUGAAGAGAAGUGUCAGGACUCUUUGGACGAAGGUUGGAUCUGCCUAAAGGUCCGUUCUCACGUGAGCUCGUCAGACGAGAGCGAGUCUCGAGCGCUCAGCUCCAGCUGGACCGAGGCUAGUGAUGUCAGGGAGUGGACUCUCACCAGGAAUAGGGAGAACUUCCUCCAGCUCGAUGACAUGCUGCACAGGUGCAUAUACGACCGCAAGGUGUCGGGGCUGCCCAACCUGCGCACGUCUCUGGCGCGGGGCUGCGGCGCGCUGGAGUACGCGCGCCUCAUCAGCGACUACGUGCACCACCUCUCCAUCAUCGCCGACGACUCCAUCAACUGCGGGCCCGUACUCAACUGGCUGCAGAUGGACAAUAAAGGUCACAAGCUACUGGUGGCCAACGAAGACUCGUCCUCCAUCAACACGCCGGCUGUAGCCGCUGCGUACUCCGUCAGGAAAUAUGUUUCGCAGGCACGCGACGAAAUCAGCUUCGAAGUUGGCGACAUGAUUUCCAUAAUAGAUAUGCCAGGUCCUCAGGAGUCGCUGUGGUGGCGCGGCAAGCGUGGCUUCCGCGUGGGGUUCUUCCCCCACCACUGCGUCGCCGUCAUCGGGGACAAAGUACCGCGUCACAUGACACAACCGCCUCCUAUAGUGGGAUCCCUGGCAGUGGCUCCAAUCAAGCCAGUACUCCGCAAGCACGGCAAGCUGAUAUCCCUCUUCCGUUCUUUCAUCCUCUCGCGACCCUCCCGGAGGAGUCUGAAGCAGCAAGGUAUACUCCGAGAGAGGGUCUUCGGCUGUGACCUCGGAGAACAUCUGCUAAACUGUGGUCAGGAAGGUAGUGAUUUGCCGCAGGUGCUGCUGACGUGCGCGUCGCUGAUCGAGGCGCGCGGGCCCGUGGACGGCGUGUACCGGCUGUCGGGCGGCGCCGGGCUCACGCAGCGCCUGCGCGCCGCCUUCGACGCGGGCGCGCCCCCCGACCUCGCCGCGCCGCCCCUGCACGCGGCGCUCGCGCGCGACCCGCACGCCGUGCCCUCGCUGCUCAAGUGCUACUUCCGGGAGCUACCGAACCCUCUGUGUACUUACCAGCUAUACGAGAGUUUUGUGAGUGCUGUGCAACAAGGGGAUGAAGCUGCGCGAUUAAAAGCCGUCAGGGACACCGUCGUCAAACUACCACCACCACACUACAGGACCCUGGCGUACCUGAUGCGGCACCUGCGGCGCGUGUCGCUGCUGGGCGCGCAGACGGGCAUGACGGCGCGCAACAUGGCCAUCGUGUGGGCGCCCAACCUGCUGCGGGCCCCGCGCCCACAGCACGCGCUGCAGGGCGUCGCCGUGCAGGCGGUGGUGACAGAGUUCCUGAUCUGCUAUGCUGAGGAGUUGUUCGCUGAAGAGCAAGACGCUGACUCCGGACCUGAGUCGCUGGAACAAGAUCGAUGUGAGUCUCUAGUGGAGUUACGCGGUAAUGAGUCCUGCAGGCGACCGAAGAGUUUGCCGAUCAAUCCGCCCACCAAACUGUUGAGCCUGGAGGAGGCGCGACGGCGAGGGUCGCGGGGCGGAGGCUCGGGCGGGGGGGCCGGGGCGGGCACGCCGGGCGCGCGCCUGCCCCCCCCCUCGGGCGCCAUCGCCGCCGCCGCAGCCGCGCAGCAGCAGCUCCGGCCCUCCUCGCACCUGCGCCCCAAGUACAUCGAGGUCGGUUCCGGUCCCAACAACUUACCGCAGUACCACACCGUGUUAGAUCUCCCAGUACCAGGUAAACGCGGGCUGAAGCGUUCUCCUUCGGGUUGGCGUGGCUUAUUCACCCGCAGUAAGCAGCAGAGAGCCCGCGCCGUUCGCCCCAGCAUCGCACUUACGCCCAGCCCCCCCACUCCUCCACUGGAUACACCUAUGCUGGGAGCUGCUUUGAGACCAGUUAAGUCUUGUGAAUCCUUGACUUCCGAUACGGACACCCUCGCUCCACUCACUGAAAGAGUUGCUGCACCUCUCAAGCAUCACACCAGGUCAUCAUCUUGCGACUCUUACUUCGAGCCGUGGCAGGCGGAGCUGGCCGACAUGCGCCUGCGCCUCUCUCCGCAAGAGAGAGACCACCAUAUGUUCAGCGAAGAGGACGAUACACAGAUUCAUCUUAACAAUGCACAGGAGUCGGUGUGCUCGAGCCCGCCCGAGUCGGGGCUGUGCAGCGUCGAGCCCAGCCCGCGCCGCGCGCUGCGCGUGGACGUGCACGCCGCCAACGAGCUCGCCGAGCGGCGUCGCGCCACCCUAGAAGAACAGCUAUCCCAGAUCGGCUACAUAGACGGGGAGUCCCCUCGUGCUCGCCCCCCUCCAGAGAAGCGUCACUCCGCCAGACCUCCCUCUCCCCACCACACUGACAUCGCUAAACGGUUGUGCAAAGACAGGGACAGUCCGAGAGCAUCGCUGAUAGACUUCCCAACUUCAAUGGGAAAUGUUAAACUGAGAGAGAGAAACUCACCGCGUAAGACAAAAUCCACCCGUUAUAGCGGCAUGCAUCUCGAUACAGACAAACAGACCAACCGUCUCAGUUGGCAAGGAAAGGACGGCCAUUCGACAUUAAUAAAAAUUGAUUGGCCUAACGAACACUCUGUUAGCACCCUAACGAAUUCCACAAUAAAUUCAAGUCCCAUCACCCCUGUCACACCUGUAUACGACCCGUUAGAAAGCGAUUCAGAAGUGAGCGAUACGAACAAACACACUAUACAAAUAACAUCAGAACUAUCCGACUGUGACAAUUGUGACGAAGAAAAAUGUUUGAAAUGUGAAUUAGAAGCUACAGAUUAUGAAAAUUUAAAAGAUUUCACCGAGAAUUUACACGAUAGCUUAGAGCACAGUCCACUCCAAACCGACAUUAGCUAUCAGAAUUUGAAUAGACUGUCCGCUGUGUCCAACUCAUCCAAUUCAGAUCAUACAGAUAAGAAGAAAGAUGAAAACGAGGCUAUGAAAGUUAUGACGUCAUCACACGAAAGCUCUUCGAGCUAUUCAAACGUCAGUUUGACGAAAGGUGAUGAACUGUACGAGUGUUACAACUUUACAAGACCGAAUUAUAUUAAUUUACAAUCUUCUAGCACAAGUAAAAGUUCCCCAGGAUCACCGUUGAAAAGCCCAUUGAAAUCUACCAUUAGUAUUACAUUUCGAUCACCGACGAAAACUAAUAAUUUCGAAGAAACUCCCACCAACGACAGAGAUUCAGUUUACGAAGAUAUUGAUCUAGAAAAGAAUUUGUCUAUAGUGGAAGAAGCCACUGUGCCUCAAAGCGAUGCCUGCUUACCAACACAACAGGCCUGCCAACCUGAUGAUAUACAGGACCUGAUCAUCCUAGAAACGCCGACAGAGACGAAUCUAGGAGAGGAUGUUGAUGUAUACAGCCAAGUUAAGUUCUUCAAACAGAGUAUAGAUGAAGUUAAUGCAAUGGUGUUACCAGAAGAUAGACAUUACGAAAAUAUCGCUUUUGAAAAACAAAAUGAUUACGAAAAUAUUAAUGUUGACACACUUAAAAUAUGUGAUAAGGAUCUUGAAAUUAAUGACAUAGAUAAUACUGAAAACGGAAUAGACAAUGGUAAUUUUAAAAGCAUGAAUGUAAGAGAGUUGGCUAUAAGAUUUGAGAGUCCCACGGAACUGAAAUCUCAAUUUACAUUCGAAAAAUUCAAAGCUGAAAUUAAAUAUCCAAGUUUAGAACGAAAAGAAGAGAAAAGAGUAGUAGAAGCGAAGAAGAAUGACUCAAAACCUCCCACUGUGCCACCGACGUCUUAUAAACUAUCGAAAAACUCUGCUAGAUCUUUAGACGAGAAUGCUUUUGUCAAAGAAUUUGGUAAUGAGCAAAAUGAUAGACGAAAAAGUUUAGAAGUAAAAGUAUCUAGCAAAAAACUUCCAGACUUAAAUUUAAAUACUGUAGAAAACGAAAACAAAGUGGUUAUUACCCCUACGAGUGAAAACAAGAUCUCCCUCGUACAGCGAUUCGAUCGUCCAGACAUCAAAAGUCUUAUAACUCUAGAUACAGAUAAAAAAUUAAGCAGAGAACGAAUAGAGAAAUACAAAGAAGAACGCAGAUUAUUCCUUAGGGAGAAAUAUAGCUCACAAUCAUUUAGAAGCAAUCCAGAACAGUUAACAAGAAUAAAAAUUAGAAAAGAUAAAGAAGACAAAGUAGAAGAGUGUGAUAAGCUAAAAGAAGAAUUGCCUAAAUUCGAGAGGAGAAAUACGGUUGAUCUUGGACAGAGAAUGAGAUUUAGUCUUGCUAAGAGCAGUAAUAAUCUGGAGUCUAUACAAUCUCUUUCUCCCGACAAAGAGUUCGUGGUAGAUGGGGGAGAGUUUGACAGAAAAGAAAAAGUUUCCCCGUCUUAUAACAUAAGGGAUAUGGCAGCGAUAUUCGAACAAAAAUCUCACCCCAACACGGGUUGA